UGCACACAGUGUUCAUUCAGCUCAGAUCACCGAACCGACAGGACCAGAAGCAGCAGGACUGGAUAGAUCAGGACCAGAAGCAGCAGGACCGGAUAGAUCAGGACCAGGCCUAUAACACAGAGAAGAUUCAAAGAGCAGAAGAUUCACCUGGUGCUCCUCUGUGAACUCUGUGAGGACUCUGCUGUCUCUACUGUGUCUGUCAGGUCUGAAUCUGAAGGAUCUUGAACUCUUCAGUGUCAGUGACUCUGUGAGACUCGACGCCUCUACUGUCAGUGUCAGCCCAUCAUGUCCUCUCUGUUUUCUGCCUUCUUCUUCAUGGCCGUUGGUCUCCUUGUCGACACCUCUCCGACAGUCUCUCCGGGUCCCGAUGUUGAAGUGGCGUCUCGGCUCCAGGAGGGGGCGUCAUCCUCAGAAUGCCCGUCCUGCUCUCUGGCUCAGAUGAGGAGGAACUCAUCUUCGUCAGGAGGACAGAGUGACAUGGUGGAGGCGGUGAAGCGUCACAUUCUCAACAUGCUGCACCUGAGCACGCGGCCUAACCUGACGCAGCCGGUCCCUCGCGCCGCGUUGCUCAACGCCAUCAAGAAGCUACACGUUGGCCGCGUGGCUGAAGACGGCAGCGUUGAGAUCCCGGAGGAGGGCCGGGGCCCCAGGGCCCAAACACCGCCUGAACCACCUUCUGAAAUCAUAACGUUCGCAGAGCCAGGAGACUCACCGGACACAGUGACCUUUGACAUGUCGAAGGAGGGUAGCGGCUCGUCGCUGGUGGAGCAGGCCAACGUCUGGAUCUUCCUGAAGAUGUCGAAGGGAACCCGAGCGAAAGGCAAAGUGACGCUGCGGCUGCUGCAGCUUCACGUCGACGAGGAGAAGGAGGAGUGUAUCUCCGAGAAACUGGUGGACACCCGUCGCAGCGGCUGGCACACCGUGGCCGUCCCCCGCAACGUCCAGGCACUGCUGGACGCCGGCGACAGCUCGCUCACCCUGCGAGUUUCCUGCCCAAUGUGCCCAGAGGCCGGAGCCUUGCCCGUCCUGAUGCCAUCCAUUGAUGGCGAGCGAGCCAGCGGCCGUGAUCAGUCUCACAGGCCGUUCCUCAUGGUGGCGCUGCGGCCCGGAGAGGAGGCGACUCAGCGACGGGUCAAACGAGGUCUGGAGUGUGACGGGAAAAUACGCCUCUGCUGCAAACGACAAUUUUACGUGAACUUUAAGGAUAUCGGCUGGAACGACUGGAUUAUCGCUCCGUCCGGUUACCACGCCAACUACUGCGAGGGCGAUUGUCCGAACCACAUGGCGAGCUUCAGCGGCUCGUCCCUGUCCUUCCACUCCACCGUCAUCAACCAUUAUCGCAUGCGGGGCUACGGCCCGUUUCAGAACACCAAGUCGUGCUGCGUGCCAACGCGGCUCCGCGCCAUGUCCAUGCUGUACUACAAUGAAGAGCAGAAGAUCAUCAAGAAAGACAUCCAGAACAUGAUCGUGGAUGAGUGCGGCUGCUCGUAAACGCUUUGAACACGAUAGAAACAUUUCCUGCUUCCUGCGGGGAAAAUAUCAGGUCAGCACUUUCCAGUAAAGAUCCAGUAUUUAUGUUUAGUGAUGAGCAUUGUAUUUCUUAUUGGGAGAGACUCUUUUCCACAUUGGAACCAGCUGAGAUACUAUGCAAUGUGUUUUCUAUUGUUUUCUAUUGUUAAAGUUCAUCUCUGAUAAUGUUCAGAUACUUGAAAAAAAUGUAUUCAAUAGGCUGCUGGAGCCAAACAUUAUUACAACAUUCCUGGCAGAGAUUUUGAGAUUUCUAAAGAAAGCCAAAGACGGUCGAUGACGAGAGUUUGAAGGAUGUGAAGACGAUUUUUGAUUUAUUAAUAAAUAAAGACAAAGUGUACGUUUAAUAAAAACAGAAAUGUUUCAUUGUGAAGAGAAUAAGACGUGUCACUGCCAACUUUCUAUAAUUUAUUUGCAUUUUGUCUUUUAUAGGUUCAUUAUUAAACAAUGAUGUUUG
Messenger RNA from Centropristis striata (black sea bass), 1984 nucleotides. It is a transcript of the gene inhbab, whose product is annotated as inhibin subunit beta Ab. The record is from RefSeq and is a predicted model, not a curated record. The transcript is spliced from 2 exons. Gene Ontology annotation, molecular function: growth factor activity; hormone activity; cytokine activity. The coding region runs from base 286 to 1491 and encodes 401 amino acids. Gene Ontology annotation, biological process: SMAD protein signal transduction; BMP signaling pathway. Lineage: Eukaryota; Metazoa; Chordata; Actinopteri; Perciformes; Serranidae. Gene Ontology annotation, cellular component: extracellular region.